This is a messenger RNA of Hippocampus zosterae (dwarf seahorse), 1365 nucleotides long. Its product is annotated as phosphoglycerate mutase 1. Gene Ontology annotation, molecular function: intramolecular phosphotransferase activity. The transcript is spliced from 4 exons. The record is from RefSeq and is a predicted model, not a curated record. Bases 224 to 988 code for a protein of 254 amino acids. NCBI's taxonomy places the organism in Eukaryota, Metazoa, Chordata, Actinopteri, Syngnathiformes, Syngnathidae. Gene Ontology annotation, biological process: glycolytic process.
CACAGUCGACAGGAAUCCAACGUAGAGAAGAGAGAGCUGUCAAAUUCAGGCAAGACACGAGCGUCUUUUGGAACUUCAUUAGGCGAAUUCAUUACUUAUCUGCAACCAUCUGCACGUGUGCAGCCACCCCAGGAUAAUCCUGUGCUCGCUGCUGCAGCAUUUCAAGAGGAGUCACUUGAUCCAAAGUUUCCGGAAAUAUAGCACAGAGGACAUCGGCAUAGGGAUGGCUGCGUACAAACUCGUGCUAAUCCGCCACGGAGAGAGCUGCUGGAACCAGGAAAACCGCUUUUGCGGAUGGUUCGACGCGGAUUUGAGCGAGACGGGAGAGCAGGAGGCCAAGAGAGGAGGGCAGGCCUUGAAAGAUGCUGGCUACGAGUUUGAUAUUUGCUACACUUCUGUUCUGAAACGGGCCGUGCGCACUCUGUGGUUUGUUCUGGACAGCAUCGACCAGAUGUGGCUGCCAGUGCACAGGACGUGGCGCCUCAACGAGCGCCACUAUGGUGGUCUAACUGGCCUGAACAAGGCUGAAACGGCAGCUAAACACGGAGAAGCCCAAGUCAAGAUUUGGAGGCGCUCUUUUGACAUCCCUCCCCCACCCAUGGAUGAGGGCCAUGACUUCUAUCAGACCAUAAGCAAGGACCGACGUUAUGCUGAUCUGACAGAAGACCAGCUUCCAACUUGUGAGAGUCUGAAAGACACCAUUGCUCGAGCUCUUCCUUUUUGGAAUGAUGAAAUAGCUCCACAGAUCAAAGAAGGGAAGCGGGUGCUGAUUGCUGCCCAUGGCAACAGUCUCCGAGGCAUUGUCAAGCACCUUGAGGGUAUGUCUGAGGAGGCCAUCAUGGAGCUGAACCUUCCUACAGGUAUUCCCGUUGUGUACGAGUUGGACAAAAAUCUGAAGCCCAUAGGACCCAUGCAGUUUCUGGGAGAUGAAGAGACUGUACAGAAAGCCAUGGCUGCUGUGGCAGCUCAGGGAAAAGCAAAAAAAUAAACUCUGCUCCAGUGAAUGGGGUGAUCGUUAGAGCAAUGCCGUGCUGUUAAGUUAACAAAAAACAACAAAUAAAAAAAAGCUCGUCAAAAACGAAUUAGUGUUGUCACCAUCACGAGCAACACACAUGCAAACACCAUACCAUGUUUAACUCCGAGGUUUGAAUAUAAUCAUCUAUAUUUUUUGUCAUACAAAGUUUUAGAGUAUUGAUAUUUUGAUGUAUGUACUGAACAAAAUGUUCAUCUUAGACAUUGGCUUUAACGUCCUGUUAUCCCUCAGUAACACUGUUGUUGAAAGCAAGUUACCGUUAAUUUACUUUGCACUUGUUCUUGCUGUGACACAGAAAAUAAUAAAUGCACGGCACUAUUACGUGUUAAAGA